This is a messenger RNA of Elaeis guineensis (African oil palm), 454 nucleotides long. The record is from RefSeq and is a predicted model, not a curated record. Lineage: Eukaryota; Viridiplantae; Streptophyta; Magnoliopsida; Arecales; Arecaceae.
CUACGACUUCUCCCAAACUCCAACAAAAUAUAUCCCCUUCUAUGGAGGAGCUGAGUACCAUGAUUACCAUCAUUAUGUUGGAGGGAAAAGCCAUAGUAACUUUGCAUCAGUUUUUACCUACUGUGACUACAUCUAUGGAACAGACAAGGGAUACAGAUAUCAGAAAGAACACCUUGCAAAGUUGAGAGAGAAAUGGAAACAAAUGACCUAACCAAAGAAGUGAAUGCUAUAUCAGGCAAGUAUGAAUAAGCAUCACCUGUGGAAGUUACAUGCAUCACGAAAAUGCUUUUCCAUAUGUGCUUAUGGUUGGAGAUGCUCGCAUGAGCAGGAUACCAAAAGUCAUCCGUCUCCAUCUAUGCAGAAAGUUGAGCAUGUGCUUGCAUAUUGUUAUUUAAAUAAGCUCAACUUUUGGAUUAUGUAGAAAAAGCUCUCAUAUUAACAUUAUAUAUGUUAG